Perca fluviatilis (European perch) is the source of this 6320-nucleotide messenger RNA. Its product is annotated as phosphatidylinositol 4,5-bisphosphate 3-kinase catalytic subunit alpha isoform. Bases 494 to 3700 code for a protein of 1068 amino acids. Gene Ontology annotation, biological process: cell migration; phosphatidylinositol 3-kinase/protein kinase B signal transduction; phosphatidylinositol-3-phosphate biosynthetic process. The record is from RefSeq and is a predicted model, not a curated record. Gene Ontology annotation, cellular component: phosphatidylinositol 3-kinase complex, class IA; plasma membrane; cytoplasm. Gene Ontology annotation, molecular function: 1-phosphatidylinositol-4-phosphate 3-kinase activity; 1-phosphatidylinositol-3-kinase activity. The transcript is spliced from 21 exons. Lineage: Eukaryota; Metazoa; Chordata; Actinopteri; Perciformes; Percidae.
CACAUGUUGGUGACAGGAUGUGCUUUGGGCGACUGUCCGUACAGUCUAUGGUCUGUAGCAACAGAACAAUUUCGGCACUGUUUUUUCUCAUGUGCUCGUUCGUGGAAUUUCUUAAGAGGCUUUAGUGUGUUAUUAAAGAAAACAGUGGACAAAGCGGUUUCCCUUCCCAGUCUCAUCUCAUGACAAACAGCUUUCUCCAGCAGCUAACUCUCUCUGUGUGGGAGGGCGGUCCAUGAUGAUGAGCCUGCUAGCAGCCUUCGAACAGGCUAGCUGAGUGAGUGGAACUAGCGUGCUAAUAGUUACCCAAGUGUGCAGUUUAUUUUCGGGACAGCACGAUGAAGAACAUCAUGAAGUAUUAUAGACCUAUUCCACUACAGCAUAUUGACAACACCACUGGAAGCUAGCGGCGUCUCUUCUCCACCACAGCGGUUGGUUGACAUCGCUCAUCUGAUAAUUACCGGGCUCUGAAAAUAGCGGAUUUGUUGGCACGACCAUGCCUCCCAGGCCCUCUUCGGGAGAACUAUGGGGGAUGCACUUGAUGCCCCCCAGCAUACUGGUCGACUGCCUUCUGCCAAAUGGCAUGCUUCUCACGUUGGAAUGCCUCCGGGAAGCCACGCUGAUCACAGUCAAGCAUGAGCUUUUCAAAGAGGCCAGGAAGUACCCUCUUUAUAAUCUGCUGCAGGAGGAGAGCUCCUACAUCUUUGUCAGUGUCACCCAAGAGGCAGAGCGGGAGGAGUUUUACGAUGAGACCAGGAGGUUGUGCGAUCUUAGGCUCUUCCAGGCCUUCCUUAAAGUCAUUGAGCCAGUUGGAAACAGGGAAGAGAAAAUUCUCAACAGAGAGAUAGGUUUUGCAAUUGGAAUGCCUAUAUGUGAGUUUGAUUUGGUGAAAGACUCAGAAGUGCAGGACUUCAGAAGGAACAUUUUAAAUGUUUGCAAAGAGGCUGUGGACCUUAGAGACAGUAACGGACCCCACAGCAGAGCUUUGUAUGUAUAUCCUCCCAAUGUAGAAUCCUGUGCAGAACUUCCCAGGCACAUCUAUAACAAGCUAGAUAAAGGUCAAAUCAUUGUGGUCAUAUGGGUUAUUGUGUCACCCAGCAAUGACAAGCAGAAGUAUACCCUGAAGAUCAACCAUGACUAUGUGCCAGAGCAGGUGAUUGCCGAAGCCAUCCGUAAGAAGACGCGUAGCAUGCUGCUCUCCCAGGAGCAGUUAAAGAUGUGUGUACAGGAGUAUCAGGGAAAGUACAUUCUCAAAGUGUGUGGCUGUGACGAGUACUUGCUGGAGAAAUACCCUCUGAGUCAGUACAAGUAUGUGCGCAGCUGUAUCAUGCUGGGACGGAUGCCUAACUUGAUGCUAAUGGCAAAAGACAGCCUGUAUUCCCAGCUGCCCAUGGACAACUUCACCAUGCCGUCAUAUGCAAGGCGAAUAUCCACAGCAACACCCUACAUGAAUGGGGAAACAGCCACCAAGUCUCUCUGGACUAUCAAUGGAACACUGAGGAUCAGGAUACUGUGCGCUACUUACGUCAAUGUCAACAUCCGAGACAUUGACAAGAUCUACGUCAGGACCGGAAUAUACCACGGUGGAGAGCAGUUGUGUGACAAUGUCAACACCCAGCGUGUGCCCUGCUCGAACCCCAGAUGGAACGAGUGGCUGAAUUACGACAUGUACAUUCCAGACAUCCCCUGUGCUGCCCGACUCUGCCUCUCCAUCUGCUCUGUGAAAGGAAGGAAGGGAGCUAAAGAGGAGCACUGUCCUCUCGCCUGGGGCAACAUCAACCUGUUUGACUACACCCACACACUAGUAGCAGGGAAGAUGGCUCUUAACCUAUGGCCUGUCCCACAUGGCUUAGAAGACCUGCUCAACCCUAUCGGCGUCACAGGCUCCAACCCCAACAAGGAAACCCCUUGUCUGGAGCUGGAGUUUGACCAUUUCAGUUGCCCUGUCAAGUACCCUGAUAUGACCAUCAUUGAGGAACACGCAAACUGGAAUAUAUCCAGAGAGCUUGGCUUUAAUUACUGCCACACCGGUUUGAGUAACAGACUGGCACGUGACAACCCCCUGACUGACGUCGACAAUGAGCAGCUACGCCAGGUGUGUAACAGAGACCCGCUGUCUGAAAUCACUGAGCAGGAGAAAGACUUUCUAUGGAGGCACAGGCAACACUGUGUAAACAUGCCAGAGAUCCUUCCCAAGAUCCUCCUGGCUGUGAAGUGGAACUCCAGAGAUGAGAUUGCACAGAUGUAUUGCCUCCUGAAGGACUGGCCUGCUAUCAAGCCAGAACAAGCCAUGGAGUUGCUGGAUUGCAACUUCCCUGAUCCAAUGAUCAGAGAGUUUGCCGUAAAGUGCCUUGAGAAAUACUUAACUGAUGACAAACUCUCACAGUACCUCAUUCAACUGGUUCAGGUUCUGAAGUAUGAGCAGUACCUUGACAACCCACUUGCACGCUUCCUGCUGAAAAGAGCAUUAACCAAUCAGAGGAUAGGACAUUUCUUCUUCUGGCAUUUAAAGUCAGAGAUGCACAACAAGACAGUGAGCCAGCGGUUUGGCCUGCUGCUAGAGUCGUACUGCCGGGCCUGUGGCAUGUAUCUGAAGCACCUGAGCAGACAGGUGGAGGCCAUGGAGAAACUCAUCAAUCUCACUGACCUCCUCAAACAGGAGAAAAAAGAUGAGGCACAGAAGGUUCAAAUGAAGUUUCUGGUGGAGCAGAUGAGAAGGCCUGAUUACAUGGAUGCCCUGCAGAGCUUUACCUCCCCACUGAAUCCUGCACAUCAGCUGGGAAACCUCCGCCUGGAAGAAUGCAGGAUGAUGUCAUCAGCCAAGCGACCUCUAUGGCUUAACUGGGAAAACCCAGAUAUGAUGUCAGAGCUGCUCUUUCAGAACAACGAAAUCAUCUUCAAAAAUGGAGAUGAUCUGAGGCAGGACAUGCUGACGCUGCAGAUCAUUAGGAUAAUGGAGAACAUCUGGCAGAACCAAGGCCUUGAUCUCAGGAUGCUGCCAUAUGGUUGUCUGUCAAUCGGUGACUGUGUGGGUUUGAUUGAGGUGGUGAGGAACUCUCACACAAUCAUGCAGAUACAGUGUAAAGGAGGCCUAAAGGGGGCACUGCAGUUCAACAGCCACACUCUGCAUCAGUGGCUUAAGGAUAAGAACAAGGGAGAGAUGUACGACCAGGCCAUCGAUCUGUUCACGCGGUCGUGUGCAGGCUACUGUGUAGCCACAUUUAUCCUGGGCAUAGGGGACAGACACAAUAGCAACAUUAUGGUCAAAGAUGAUGGACAGCUGUUCCACAUAGACUUUGGCCAUUUCCUCGACCACAAAAAGAAGAAGUUUGGGUACAAGAGAGAACGUGUGCCCUUUGUGCUCACACAGGACUUCUUGAUCGUUAUUAGCAAAGGAACUCAAGAGUGCACCAAAACAAGGGAGUUUGAAAGGUUCCAGGAGAUGUGUUACAAGGCGUACCUGGCAAUCCGGCAGCAUGCCAACCUCUUCAUCAACCUCUUCUCCAUGAUGCUGGGCUCAGGGAUGCCCGAGCUGCAGUCAUUUGACGACAUUGCUUACAUCAGAAAGACCCUAGCUUUGGACAAGACGGAGCAGGAGGCCUUGGACUACUUCAUGAAGCAGAUGAACGACGCUCACCACGGCGGCUGGACUACCAAGAUGGACUGGAUCUUCCACACAAUCCGCCAGCAUGCCAUGAACUGAAAUGACGACUAAUGCAUAAAGAAAGGAGUAAAGGACUGUAGCACACUAAGAAUCAAAAGAAUAGUUAGAAGCGAGCGAGGUAUUUUCCCAAACCCACUAAGGCCUGGUUAAUACUUUUGCCAGCGUGUGACUCUGAAACCUGCCAGCGCACCACAAAAAAGGUGUGCUCAGAAGGGCAUAAUUCAGGGACAUAUUGACUAAAUGCUCCUGAUUCUACCAGUUUCUGAAUUUCUUAUCCCUGCACUAUGAACUUCAGAAGGAAGAGUGGAGUUAUAUUUCAUCAGUCUUCUUUAUAGGAACUAAACGAGUGUAAUGGACCUUGACAUCGUUGGCCUUCUUUGUGUAAACAAACUUUUUUUUAUUAUUCCUUUAAGUACAUCUACAACCAUCAGCAUUAAGAAAGAAACAUCAUGAAGUUGUGUACCAUGAGCACAGUUGGCUUUUUCUAAUGAUGAACUGACAGAGUGUAACUGCUUUAUUUCCACUAACUAUUUUAAACUGAUGAAGACGGGGGAGAUAUUGGCGCACACAGCCAGACCAGCUGACACAGAAUGAAAGGGACAAUGACAAGCCUGGUGUGUGCCUAUUAAAUCAUGAUUACCCCUUACAAUCAUAAAAAACAAUCACCAACACUCUUACUACAGGACUGACAGAGGACGUGUUGUCGUGUUGUUAAACACUAGCAUUUAACGCUUUUAAAGCAUCUGAAAUAACAACUUAUUUGUAGCCUACUGACGUGUACUCAGUUUAGAAAUCAUGCCAGAUAACUGACUUUUGUACAGCAGUAUAUCCAUAGACUUGUAUGCAUUCAGUGCACAUAUUCCUUUUUGAGUCUAUUUUCUACUGAGCCAAAGUACUAGAUGUUUAACCCCACUACUCAGCAGUCUUAUUGUAAAAAAGAAAAAAAGUCACUACUAUUCCAAGUCUCUCAUGUGUACUCGUAGCACUGAUCUCUGCAGUAUUUUUUUUUGUUUUGUUUCGUCUAUCAGUAUUAUCCUGUGUCCAAUGUUGAGGCUCAAAUGUCCGUCACCCCCCCCGCCCCACACACUGUCGGAACACAGACUGACUAGAGAAAACCUUUCUGACGGUCAGCUGUAUGAGAUGUUAUGAAUUGGUCGGUUAUUCAGCAGAUAAAGGCAAGAAUUGAAGGGGAAAAUGAUGUGCAGUGUUCCUUUUGUGUUGUGCGCUGUUACACUAUGCAAGUUGUGAUUCUGAUAUGUACUGCAACAACAACAAAAAGUUGAUGUCAGAGUAUGGCAGAGAGAAAAAUGCAUCUCCCCCGACAUGCUCACACAGACACGUGUGCAGUGAACAGAAAGAUGCUGCACUGUAACGGGAUCGUCUACUUCUUCCCAACAAAAAGAACUGUGAGAAAUGCCUUUGGACCCUACCUUUUGCUUCUCCUUACCAGGUUUAUAUUUGGAGCUUCAAUCUAAGCCAUCUGUAAAAUGUUUGAUUUGUUGAGUUUUGCUCCUGUCCUCUUGUUCUCUAACACUAAUACUAAGAUCAUUUAAGAGACUCUCUUCCUCACAUAUGCCAUAUGGUACCAGAUCAUGACCUCCAGGUAAAGAAAAGUAACAGAAGUUUAAUUGUUUUUCCAACCUUUCAAGUGUCUUCUUCCCUCCUCUUUCCUAUGAUUGUCAACCUUAUGUGUGGAAAAAUAGUCUUUGCAGGUUUGCUCACUGCACCGACACAUACGUAAGAUGUCAGUAAAUGUUCCAGCUUUACCAAAUGAUACACAACAGGGCGGUUUCCUGGACACUCAAGUCCGUCUGAAAGUCCAAUUUUUGUUUUCUGUACAUUGGUAUGGACUUAAAAAUGAUCAGGAAACCGAUCCUGCUGAGAUGCAUGUGCUUUUGUACAGGCUACAGAGCAGUGGGCUGGACCCAAACUCAGAAAACUAGACCUCAUAUACUUUAUGGAAGAACUCCCUAAAUGAUGCUAUUUCCCUUUGUACUUACUGUUUUCUGUUUGUCACGCUGCAUUAUGCAUGAGGUCCUCGAAUAUCUACUUUUUUUGUUUUGUUUGACCUGAUGAUGUUUACUUGAAUUUGAUGUAUAGAAAGGACCUUGUUACUUGUGUAAGGUACAACAAAGUCACCAUGAAGGUAACAGAUACUGAUAACUGCUACUACAUGUGCAAAUGCUUUCCUUGAACAACCACAGAGGUAAUAUAUUUUUGUAUUUUUAAAUGUAAGCAAACUCCUAUAUGUAUGCUAACCAAAAAAAGAAAAGAAAAAAAAAGGCGGAAUCAUGCAUAACAUGCACCAUCCUCAUAGAAAACCCAGUAGACAGCUUCUAGUUGUUGAAACGAUAUGAAUGACAAAGCAGAGGAGGAUUUUUGAAUGAAGGACAGCGACUUAAUGCUGUUAGUCAGUCUUCACAUCAAGUGGGAUCUUUUGCCCUAAGUGGAAGUCUGUAAGCACAAUAAGGAGGAAGAAGCUACCCUGCAUGAUUCAAAAAAGAACUAUACUUAGUUAUAUCCAUCUGUGUAUAUAUCUAUAUCAUAAUUAUCAAAUCAAAUACUUGUUUUAGUCAUCCUCAUAUGACCAUGUCUGAUAAAGAAACUGUAUGCAUUCAUUUAUUGUACUGUUAAAUAAAAACAUUUCUCCCUAUCUAAA